UGCUACCACCAUUCAAAAUGACGCUCUACUACUCAAUGUGCUUCAUUCUUCUCACCGCAGAGAUGGUCUUCUUUCUCGUCCUCAUCGCUCCUCUCCCCUUUGCCAUCAGACGCAAGUUCUUCACCUUCCUCUCCGAGUCUCCCAUCGUUGGAAAAAUCGCCUACGCACUCAAGAUCAUGUUCAUCUUCGUCGCCAUACUAUUCGUCGAUGCGGUGCAGAGGAUGUUCAGGACGACCGCUGAAGCAGAUCUGGCAAGGUUGAAUCAGGGGGGUGCGGACGUCCGUGCUGAAGCGAACUUUGCUGCCAAGAAAUUCUACGCACAACGCAAUAUGUACCUUACGGGUUUCACCCUCUUCCUAUCCCUUGUCCUCACCCGGACGUUCUACAUUAUCUUGGACUUAAUCCACACCCAAGAAGAGUACGCCAAGCUGAAGAAGGCAUCACAAUCAGGUGACCAGACCGCGCAGCUUGAAGAACUUAGGGCAAAACUCGAGCAGGCAGAGGCGAAAGCGCGUGACUAUGAUGUUCUCAAAUCACAAGCAACCAACCAAGCGAAGGAGUAUGACAGGCUGGCUGACGAGUACAACGCAGCCACGAGCGGGAAGAGCGACAAGAAGGCAGACUAAACAUUGCCUCAUUGUGUAUGGAGGAGAUGUUGUGGAGCAGUUGCCGAUGAGUGAGGGUGACAGCUCCCCAACGUUUUAUAUCCCUUUACUCUACUUGAUUAAUUUGUAUCGAACAUAGCAUUGUGCACGCUAUCCUACGUGUCCGCGAUAUGCCUCUUCCACUCUUCGAAUUCUCUUCCAUAUCCCUCUGCUCGCAUAUACGAUGCGAUGCACCCAUUCCAGUCGACUGUGUCAGCUCUCAUCAGCAUCGGCUUUCUCUUUCCCAAAUAUUGUGUUAGCUUGACAAUCGCGUUUCCCUCCAACUCGGGCUUCCAGUCCGGUAAACCGUCUUCAUCCACUCCUGCAGCUCGGCACCACCGAACAAGCGGCGCAAGUCGCACAGUAUCGACAGCAGGGCACGCAUGAGAGAUGUACAACACCCGCUCACGUUGGUUCUGCAGGUUUCCUAAUUGCUCGGAUUCGGACCAGUUGAUCUCCAGGGUGAGGGAUCUCAGUCGGGGAAGCGAACUAAGAUCUUUCACUAGUUUAGACGCUGGAUCUAUAUCGGAUGGCAGCAUCGUGCUACGACUUGGUCGGCUGUUGAUGCUCACUCCCG
This is a messenger RNA of Dacryopinax primogenitus, 1221 nucleotides long. Its product is annotated as endoplasmic reticulum protein. Lineage: Eukaryota; Fungi; Basidiomycota; Dacrymycetes; Dacrymycetales; Dacrymycetaceae. Gene Ontology annotation, biological process: endoplasmic reticulum to Golgi vesicle-mediated transport; intracellular protein transport. Gene Ontology annotation, cellular component: endoplasmic reticulum membrane; endoplasmic reticulum. The transcript is spliced from 5 exons. The record is from RefSeq and is a predicted model, not a curated record. The coding region runs from base 18 to 626 and encodes 202 amino acids.